CGACUGCACCACCCAGGCGCCCCAAUGCACCCUAAAUUCUAUCAUGCUUCCUGCACAAGACUGAAGUGUGGGAUCCGUGCCGAUGAUGUGAAAAGUACAGAAACUGUCCUGGAAACUGGGUUCUUCCCUAGAAUUGUUGGUUGGAGAAAUUCACCAGUCGGUGGACAUCCGUGGCAGGUCUCCCUAAAAUUAGGUGAUCACCACUUCUGUCGAGGAAGCUUGAUCCAAGAGGAUCUGGUUGUUACAGCGCACUGCCUGGCUGGCCUCCGUGAUUAUCAGACUGUCUCCACAGCAUCAGAACAUUCAGACAUCCUACAAGUGGUAGAACUUCCCAUCGUGGAUAACAGAAUGUGUAACAGUGUGCUCAAGGGUAUCGACUUUCCUCUCCUGGAAAGGACCGUGAUGUGUGCCAGUUUUCCUGAUGGAGAAGAGAAUGCCUGCCAGGGAGACUCUGGAGUUCCGUGUGUUUGUAGAAGAGACAGUGGAAUCUGGGGCCUUGCUGGGAUAACUUCCUGGAGAGCUGGUUGGACUAGAGAUUACACUUCUGUAAGAAAAAACCAUAAAAGGGCAUCACUGGGCAUUUUCUCCAAGGUGUUUGAGUUGAUGGAUUUUAUCACUCAGAAUAUAUGCACAGCUUGUAGAUCUCAGGGAACCGUGUUAUUUGGAGAAAAUGGGAAGAUUUGUUACCCCCAUUCCAAAGAGGGCAGCUGUUCUCGUAAUUGCUUGUGUAUGUGGAGAAUAAUGGUACCAGAAGAUAAAAUUGUCCUGAUAAAAUUUACAAGCUUAAACAUACAAAAUCAAGUUGGAUGUGACCAUGACUGUCUAUCUUUACAAUCAAGCAGUGGAGUGCUUAUUAGUAAGGUCUGUGGAGGUCUGUUGCCUUCACCACUGCUGACAGAGACCAAUGAGGCCACAGUCACACUUGUUUCUAGGACAGGAAACAGUGGCAGCAGCUUUGAGCUGACCUUCACUGCGAUACGGAAGAGCUCAGGAGCAGGUUCAGGCUGUGGGAGUGUGGCUGCACUGGUGGAACAAGGGACAAUUCACUCUGCCAAUUAUUCUGACUUGUAUCCCACGGAUGUGAGGUGUCGUUGCUUCUUUCAUGCUCCAGAGAAACACAUUAUAAAGUUUGUACAGUUGGAAUUUGAGGACUUUAUCACUGAAUGUAGCCGAAACUGUGUUUAUGAUGCUGUUACGAUUUAUGGUGGUCCUGAAGAGGAGCACGAGUUAGCUAAACUUUGUGGAAUCUUGAACCCUACUCCAAUAUUCAGCCCUAAUAACAUGCUGGUGAUUCAUUUUAAAAGUGACGGUGAAAAUAGCUUCCAGGGUUUCAAGGCUAGAUUCACCUUUUUGCUCUCAGACUCUUUAAACCGGGUUGGAUCAAUAUCAUCCCCCAAAAUCAAUCCUGUAUCUUCUGCAAAAGCUAUUCCAUAUGGCAUCUAUGGCAUCCCUCCAUUUAGUCUCCAGAGGCGUUCUGGAAGAAUUGUAGGGAGGGAAGAAGCCUGUCCCCACUGCUGGCCAUGGCAGGUGGGUGUGAAGUUUCUAGGCAGUCACCAGUGUGGAGGGGCCAUCCUCAACCCCACUUGGAUUCUGACUGCAGCCCACUGUGUGCUAUCGAAAAAUAAUCCACUCUUCUGGACCAUUGUUGCUGGGGACCAUGACAGAGCCCUGCAGGAACCAAUUGAGCAGAUACAGGUGAGAAGGACAAAACACAUCGUAGGGCAUGGAGACUUCGAUAGACGGAGCUAUGACUCCGACAUCGCCCUGAUAGAGCUGAGCUCUCCUUGGGAGUUGAACUCCGUCGUGAGGCCAGCGUGUCUCCCAGAAAGCACAGAGCCACUCUUUUCCUCGGAGAUCUGUGCUGUGACUGGAUGGGGAAGCAUUAAUGAAGAUGGCGGCCUAGCAAGGCACUUACAGCUGCUUCAGGUGCCCGUGUCAGAGCGAGUCUGCGAACAUACUUACUCCUCUCAUCCAGGAGGGCUCACAGAGAAGAUGAUGUGUGCUGGCUUUGCAGCCUCUGGAGGGAAAGACUUCUGUCGGGGAGAAUCUUGUGGCCCAUUAGUAUGUAGACAUGUCCUAUAUGGCAUUGCCACCUGGGGAGCUUCCUGUGCCCAGCCAAGGAAGCCAGGUGUGUUUGCCAGGGUGAGUGUCUUCUUGGACUGGAUCCAAUUCAAAAUGAAAGGCCCUGCUUCACUUCAGAUAAAUAAUGAAAGCAAAACCUUACUAAGACAACAGUUGCCACCACCCACACCUUCAACAGACAAUGUGUCUGGACCAGGUGAAUUACAUGGAAGAGGGCUUUACCCAAUGAUUUUCAUGAGCUCCGGACCACUGGUGAGAGUGGUGUUUCAUUCCCUUGUGCAAGGUGCAUUGGGCAUAAGCUAUAUUGUCUUUAGAGUCCAAGGUCCAAAGGGCAGUAAAACUACCAAAUUUCUCCGGAGUUCAAACCAAGAACACCCGGGCACUUGGGACGAUGUUCUUCUGACUAAACCAGGAGGAAUCCUACAGAUCCCAAGACACUCUCACAGAACCACCAUGAGUUGCCACGGGAAGUUAUCAGCCCCUUUACAUCACAUCAUUCGCCUUGAUAUUAUCAACUUCCAGAUGAAGCUGACACCCUUGGACUGUCAGGGUCACAUAUGGGUUUAUGAAGGAUUUGGAUCAGGCAAAAAAUUAAUAGAUUCCAUGAGAGGAAAACAUAAAGUUAAUGAUAAAGGAUGUCCAUUAUUGGAUUUGAUUCCAGUUAGUUCUACUGAGAUCACAUCUCCCAAUUAUCCUAACGUUUAUCCCAACAUGCUGAACUGCACUUGGACUUUUUAUUCCAAGUCAGGAAAUAAAAUGAAGGCAGUGAUUAAAGACUUUACGACAGAAGAAUCUUGGAACUGUGAAUGGGAUUAUUUCAGUAUUUAUGAUGGACCAGAUCAGCAAUCAAGAUUACGUGGCAUUUAUCGUGACCUGACAGAGUGUAUAUUUGUCUAUCAUCUGUCUCCCUCCACCAGGAUGAAAAUUUCCCGAGAGUAG
This is a messenger RNA of Ailuropoda melanoleuca (giant panda), 3021 nucleotides long. RefSeq names its product ovochymase 1 (gene OVCH1). Gene Ontology annotation, molecular function: serine-type endopeptidase activity. NCBI's taxonomy places the organism in Eukaryota, Metazoa, Chordata, Mammalia, Carnivora, Ursidae. The record is from RefSeq and is a predicted model, not a curated record. Gene Ontology annotation, biological process: proteolysis.